AUGGCUUGGUUCCGACAGAGGCAAGUGGACUCUUACUCCACUUUAAAUGAGGAAUCUGCAAUAGAAAUGAAAAGACAUGAUGAAAAAUUUGAUAAGAUCAUUCGCAGAAAUUCUUUUCAAGAAACACAAGAGAUGUGCAUAGAAGAUUCUUCGAAUUAUGGAAGCUUAGAGAAUGAUAAUAAAAACAACGUAAAUAUAUCAGAGGAGAAACUGACAACCUUACAGGCUGCAUGGAAUAUCAUUAACAUGAUACAGGGAAACGUAAUUUUGAACUCUCCUUAUGUGCUGUUGGUGGGAGGGGUUCCGGGUAUUGUCCUCACUGUAGUCGUUGGUUACGUCAGUGUCCACACGUGUCGUCUGCUUAUUGACUGUCAGUAUGACGAAGAUGAACUCGGUAAUAAAUCCAAAACGAGGCACACAAUGCAUGAUAUAGCAGUUCAUAAUUUGGGAAAGAGAGCAGGCGUCUUACUUAUUGAUCUGCUCCAGAUUACGUUGAUGUUUGGAAAUUGUGUCUUUCAGCUUCUGUUUUGUGGUCAGAUGAUUUCUCCUUUAUUUCCAGAAAAUCCCGUCGGUUUCAAUGGAAUUAUUCUACUCUUCUCACUAGCCUUGUUUCCGUUCGCAUUUGUUACGUCCAUUAAAACGGUCAGUUAUUUCAGUUGUGCGAGUGUAGUGGUAACUUCCUUAUCAUACAUAGCUUUAAUCUCGUACAUGUUCUCUAAAGUUGACAAAUGGGUAAUAGAAGAAUUUCCACUCACUACAAAUAUCUAUCAAUCGUCAUUAUCGUUAGGUAUGAUUGUAUUUGGAUUUGAUUCCCAGCUUUAUGUUAAUUCUCUUGAUAACAAAUUAAAAGAAGGGUCCAACAUUAAAAAAAUGAUUGCAUGGACUCAUGUAAUGUCAGUCUUCUUGAAGAUAUUUUUUGGUAUUGUGGGUAUUUUUACUUUCGGACAACUAACGCGUGAAACAAUUACCAAUAGUAUUGACAAUAUCCCUUUGAAAUAUUUCUUUAAUAUUUUAUUUCCCAUGAAGUUUUUUCUCAUUUUUCAAUUUCCAUAUUUUGCAAUUAUCGACCUCAUCCAAGAAAAACUUUUUCAAGGAGUAAACCUAACUCGCUUUCCUUCCUGUUUAGAUAAAGAAAACUCUUUAAAAUGGUGGGCUAUUAUUCUUAGAUUAUCAUUAGUACUUUUGGUUGUGAUUGUCUGCUUAAUUUUUCCGGAUGUUGCCAUCUUGACCAGUUAUACAGGUUCCACAAUUGGUGCUUUUAUUAUGUUUCUACUUCCGGUAUAUUUUCAUCUGAAUAUGUACUGGAGGAAAAUGUAUUGGUACCAUAUUUUACACGAUUAUUUUGUGCUACUUGCCGGUGUGGUUGUUGUUUUUUGUGGUAUUUUUACAUUUGUGCAAAGAGAAAUUGUGACGAGAAUAUAGA
Molecule: messenger RNA, 1423 nt
Organism: Saccostrea cuccullata (small rock oyster)
Lineage: Eukaryota; Metazoa; Mollusca; Bivalvia; Ostreida; Ostreidae
Product: vesicular inhibitory amino acid transporter-like
Exons: 2
Coding region: 1-1422 (473 amino acids)
Biological process (GO): amino acid transmembrane transport
Cellular component (GO): vacuolar membrane
Molecular function (GO): L-amino acid transmembrane transporter activity
Source: RefSeq, a predicted model, not a curated record